Sphaeramia orbicularis (orbiculate cardinalfish) is the source of this 8539-nucleotide messenger RNA. It is a transcript of the gene hic1, whose product is annotated as hypermethylated in cancer 1. Gene Ontology annotation, biological process: regulation of transcription by RNA polymerase II. Gene Ontology annotation, cellular component: nucleus. Gene Ontology annotation, molecular function: DNA-binding transcription factor activity, RNA polymerase II-specific; protein binding. Lineage: Eukaryota; Metazoa; Chordata; Actinopteri; Kurtiformes; Apogonidae. The record is from RefSeq and is a predicted model, not a curated record.
CUCCUAGAGACUGCUGAGAUGAUCAUUAAGGGAGACUUAGAUCGGAUGGCAGAAGACAUCGGGCAUGCAGGUGGUGGACUGAAGACGAUGCUGGAUGCCAUGGAAGUUCCAAGUCAUGCUAGGGAUCUCCUCCUGCAGCUCAACAGCCAACGCACCAAGGGCUUUUUGUGUGAUGUUAUUAUUGUGGUGCAGAACGCCCUCUUCAGAGCUCACAAGAACAUUCUGGCUGCCAGCAGCCACUACUUGAAGUCUUUGGUGGUCCAUGACAAUCUCAUUAACCUCGACCACGAGAUGGUGAGUCCAGGAGUCUUCAGGGUCAUUCUGGACUACAUCUACACAGGCCGCCUUACUGAAGGAGACCCUGCUUCUCCCACUGAACCCAAUCUAGGGGCGGUCUUGGCAGCAGCCAGCUACCUUCAGCUGCUUGACUUAGUGGCUUUGUGCAAAAAGAAGCUUAAACGAAAUGGCAAAUACCCACCCCGCCCGGGCCCAGCAUUUCUUCCUUAUCCAAAGAUGGGCCCAAAUAGUAUGGGUUUAGGGAGUGGCAGGUAUAGGGUUUCUACUCCUGUCAUUCAGUCCUGCCCUCCAGGAGGAAUUGUGAACAGCCUUGGUCCCCGGGCACCACCACUAGAGGAGCUAGUUCCCCAUCGACUAGCCAUUCAUGCUGGAGAGCUUUAUGCUCCCACCUCCACCCAGGGUUCUCAGGUGUUUCCAUCCCCGCAGUCAGCUCUUCCUGCCCAGUUAGGACUGCGCACAGCCCAUCCUGACAGAAACUGCUCCCCCAUCUACGGCCUUGAUCUCUCCAAGAAAAGUCCAAACUCCCAGUCUCAACACACGCCCUCUCAGUCCCAUCUGGCAAACACUCAUAAUGAUGAAGAGCGGGACGGGACAUUAAGCGGCCGCACCAGUCCCAUGCACGGGAUCAACGGACGAGCCUUCCCAUCAGACAAAAUGGAGUCAACCGAUCAGGCGGGCUCUCUCACUCCUCCACCUUUCCCUCAUCUCAACCAGCCUCUUGGUCCACACCUCCCCCACCUUCAUCGCUCCGGCUCCCAGGGCACAGACCGCUACCCAUGCCCCCCCAGCCCCGAUACCCCAACAGAAGGCGGAGAGGUUGGCAGAGAGGUGGGCAACAUCUACCGCUGGGUGAAACAUGAGCCAAUAUCAUACCCAGCUGAAGAUGAGGAUGAAGAUGAGGAUGAGGAUGAAGCAGGUGAAAAUGGAGACCAGCAUCACAACCACAAGGCCGGGGAGGAAAGUGAAGGAGCGGAUGAUAAGAGUGGGUCAGGCACAGAGGAGACCGGCAGUAGUGAAGGCCGGCCGUCCCCCUCUGGACCGAUGGGGAGGUUCCACAUGCCGUAUGAGCCAGAAAGCUUUGGGGACAAUCUGUAUGUUUGCAUUCCCUGUGACAAAGGCUUCCCAAGCUCAGAGCAGCUCAAUGCACAUGUGGAGACACACACAGAAGAAGAGCUGUACAGCAACUCUGGUGGGGAGAUGGGAAACAGCAAUAACAACAAAAACAUCAGCAGCAAUACAAACGGUUAUGGGAGCCUGAACAGCAGCAACAGUUUGAACAGUCUCUCACACCUGGAGACAAAAUCUAACCAGAGCCUAAAUUCAGGCUGCAUUGGGGACAUGAUUCGCCCCUACCGUUGCUCCAACUGUGAUAAGUCCUACAAAGACCCGGCCACUUUGCGACAACAUGAGAAGACCCACUGGCUGACGAGGCCUUACCCAUGCAGCAUCUGUGGAAAGAAGUUCACACAGCGUGGAACCAUGACCCGUCACAUGCGUAGUCACUUGGGCCUGAAACCUUUUGCUUGUGACUCCUGUGGCAUGCGCUUCACCCGCCAAUACCGCCUUACCGAGCACAUGCGCAUCCACUCUGGGGAGAAGCCCUACGAAUGUCAGGUGUGUGGAGGAAAGUUUGCUCAGCAGCGCAAUCUCAUCAGCCAUAUGAAGAUGCACAGCAGUGGAGGAACUGCAGGGGGCCUGACCACAGAUGGGAAACUGAAGCUGGACUUUGCAGAGGGCAUCUUUCCUCUGAGUAAAUACACAGCAGAACACCUGGGGCUUAAGCAGGAGAAGGCCAAUGAGCUUCUUAUACAAGCUCAGCAGCAACUGGUAGCUGAUGCAAAGGCCAUAGAGAGCCUUUACCCACUGUCCAAACUGGCCUCAGAACACCUGGGCAUCCCCCACGACAAGAUGGACAUCCUGGGCCAACCACUGCCCCCUCCUCCACAGCCCCUGUCUGAUGCACGCACCAUUGACCGCUAUUCCCCCAGCUAAGGCCAUUUCAACUGUAUUAACAUCAAUCACCGAUGCACACACACAACUUGCAGUAUUCUGAAGCCAUUCACCUCAACUCAGUAUCUCUUCUGCACCUCAGACUCAGGCCAAAAGGUCUGCUAAUGCACACCAAACUGUGUAGACUCCAAGUGCCUUUCUAUACAUUUAAUGUAUCUUUAAGUUCUCCUUCAUAAAGGAGCACUGUGCUAUUCCAUGACCAAGGAACACUUACUGAGAGAAGUACAGUAUUUAUGUACAGCGUGUGCAACAGACAUUUUUUUUAAUUCCAGCCAUUGAGCCAAAGUAACAAAUUGAAAACCAAAAUGAAAUUGUUUUAUUUAUUUUUGUAUUAUGAUGAAAUCCAAAGAGAAACUGUUGCAAGGAAGUGUUGCAAUCUGACCCUAAACCUGUGUACUAUUGAGUGUCAUCUGUGUACAAAAAAAAGGAAAAAGCACAUAAGGACAGGAUUCAGGGUUUGCGUCCAGACCUGAGCGGAACUUUUUACCGAAUGAAUAAGCCAACUCUUCUGGACUUUAAAGUAAUGAGAGGAUUAUAAUUUUUUAAAUUGCUGUUUUGUUUGGGGUACUGGACAAUUUAUGUAUCUCACCCCCUGCUUCUCCCCAUCCUGUUCCUGCUUCCCAAGUCAUAUGGAAGUGACUGAACGAUAAGAGCAAUUGCCUCAGCAUUUUGGUAAAGUCUCUUUUGAUUUUAUUUCUUCACAUUUUUUGAAGUCACCCACUCCUCCCCUGCAUUUUACUACCGAUAAAAGCUCCUACUAUAUGACAGUAAUGGUAGCUUAAUCAGUCUUACUCUCAGCAUUUCUUGAACUAAAACUUCCUUUGCUUUUUGACUAACAUCCCGUAGCUUUCAGUUGUUAUUGAAAAGCAGCAAGCACGGCCCUGUGAUCUAAUAUGUGGGACAUGAUUGCACAUACCCAACUCAUGACACACUAAUCCCCGAUCAUGACGAGUGUAGCUUCAUCGUAUGGUGUAGACGAAGCAUGGGUGUUGCCUCUGUCAUUGUGUAAUAUCUACAAUUAUGGAUACAACUAGGGAACUGAGCACAAGAGGAACAGGGACCAGGUCACAAUUAAUGAGAGAAAUCUGUCAUUUACUGUCAGGAACUAUUACUGCAUCCACACAAGUCUAAUGAAUAAUCAUAAUGCGGCAGUAGUGAAAUCCUGUGUUGGAUGAAGCUCUGUUACACUGCUGCCCUCUCAUUUGACCUCCCUCCCUUGUAGUAUGUUGUCUGCAAGCCCUGCUACUGUUGACAGGCCAAAGUGAGCGCUGUACUCAGCCCUUUGCCUUAAAUCUACACCACACACACACGCACGCACACACACGCACACACACACACACACACACGCACACACGCACACACACACACACACACACAGUGAGCUGCUAAUCUGUCAGUGAUAUGACCAUAAGAAGGGGUAUCUGGGUCUUCCUCAGAAGCUAGCGAGUGAACAGCACAUCCCAGCUGUUGUGCUUCAGUAAUCCCUGUGAAAUCUCACUUUCUCCUUGACAAUUCACACUGCUCGCCGGCAUGAUGUCCCAUUUCAUGCCUGCCAUCUUACCCUUCUUAUCCACUUAUUAACAUCAUAUCCCAGCCUAGCAAAUAUCUCCCGGCCUCCCUUCCCUGCUGGUAUCAAACACAGAAGUAAGAAUGACAUAUUUCUGUGUUGGCGGGCCAGCAGUUCCUCCAGCUUGAAAAACAAAAGAGCACUUAAAAGUUGUGGGUUGAAGGCAUAUUUCUGCCUUUAAAUGUUUAUUCCAAAGAACAUGCUGGCUUUUUCUUCUUUCUUUUUGUUUCUUUUACUGGUCCUUGAUUCAGAUUAGAAAUGUCUGACCACUAUAGUGCCAAUGCCAACCUCAGUGGGUGAAUGUGAAGACUAAAGCCAUAAAUACACUGUGAUAGACGUAGUGAAUCUUAAAGGCUUAAAAAAAAAAACAGAAACAAUGUGCCUUACUUUUUGGGAUUGUUUUUUUUUUUUAAUGUAACAAUAACUUAAGGGCUUCAUAUCUGUAGCAUAUGAUCAUAUCAAACAUGUUGUUUCCUGUCACUUACUUUUCUUGACCUUAUUUUGGUUUUAACUGAAAGUAGCGCACGUGAAACCGGUGCUUACCUCAGGACUGAACCCAGCAUGGGGACGCUAAGCUUUAGUAAACUUUCAAUUACAAAUACACACACUUGCACACUCUUUUUAAUUAUUUUUUUUAACUUUUGUUUUUACGGGGCAGUCGUCCUGUGUCAAACCUGUGGUUAUGUUGUGUUCAUACAUUUCUUGUUACAGUUUUAUUGUGCAGAGAUAACAUGUGAUAUUAACAUUCUUGUUUGUAUUUUUACUAUGCGUUAUACAUUUUGUAUUGUAUCGUCCUCCAAGAGGCUUGUGUCGGUCUGACCAGUUCCACUGUUAUAACAUGAGGCAAAGUCAUUUUGGGAGUAUCUUAACUAAACAGCAGUGUAGUAAGUAUGAUCAUUUAUCUUUGGUUUCAGCAUCGCAGAAAGUCUAGUUGUCAAGUGUAAUUUUUUUUCUCAUGAGACAAAUUGUAUUAUCAGCACUUCCCUCAACAUUCAAAAACUGGCCUUAUACUAUUUGACCUAUAACUGAAUUGUGUUACGAUUAGAAACAAACUUGCACAACAACUUACAGGAAAUUACCAUGCUUUUCAUGUUACUUUAAGUUUUGGGACCCUGUUGUUUAGCUCUGUAAUGAAAAAAAUGAAAACAAAUUGCCCAAAUGAUACAUUAUUAGUAAUUAGACCUUUGUCUAGUUGCACAUGUGUACGUGUUAAAAUUGUAGAAACAGGCGGAUGUCAGUCGUGGGAAUUUCAGUCACACUUUUCCAACUCACUCCCUCUCAUUCACUGGUUUAAAUGAGAAUCUGUCCGCAGCCUUAUGCCAUUAAAAUAACACAAAGUGUUUCCACUGUCACUCCAAAUCUGUGCAGGAGGGAAGAGCAAGAUAAUGCCUGAACAUUUCUGUAGGAUGUGCCCUGUUUAAAACUUGCUUGAUUGCAUUAACGUGUAUGACAGACAGAAGGAGAGGGCUGUGUAUCUAUAAAAAGGGGAAGUGUUUGCUUGUCUGUUUGUGUGCCCCUAUGCUAUUUGAGUGUAUGAAGGGCUGUUAAUGCAUGUCCUGGGAAUAGGGUUGGUGUGAAGGAGAAGAGCUGAGGAGCAGGAAGUGAACUUUUGGCUGGUGUGUUUUGUUGAGCAGGAUGUGCCGUGUGUUUCUGCUCACAGGCAGAUAGAGAGACGGAGAACAGGGAGGGAGAGGAGCAGGGAGAGCACAGCAGGGUGGACGCGAGCCAUUGUCUCAGUAUGAAAGCCUGUCCGUACUUCUAAAACUCUCCAUUCAGAAAACAAGUAGACUGUAUCUUCUCUUUUCCUUCCCCUUUUUGCUCUUUGGGAAUAAACCUCUGCUCAGUAUCACAGUGAUACGACAUCGUGGGCUUUCAAGGGCUACACGGUGAGGAAGCCAUUCAGACAUUUUGUUGCGUGGAGAGGAAGUUUUCCAUCCACUUAUUCAUCACGGCAUUUUCUAUAUCGUCUGUGUAUUUUUUCAUCUUUUUUAAAACAUUUAGGCAGAUCUCAUCAUCUCAACGACAAUAACAAUAAAAGCAGAGCCCUCUGAUAUAAAUAACCAUUAAAAACCUGCUGUAUUUCUUCUGCUCAGUGGUUGAUUCAAUUAGUAAAAUUAGAAGAGUCUUGUUUCAAUUUAGCAGUGCUGCCACAUGGGGUUUAUAGCAUACGCCUUUGUUAAUGUUAUUUAUAUGACACAGCAACCCAGAAAACCUCUCAUUGCCACCAAAGCGGUUUAGAUGAAGAAGUUUGAAGUAAUAAAAUUAGGAGUUCAGAAAUGGAUUAGUUACAUUAAUUAACAUAGUGACAUGAAUUAAUGCAUGACACAAGUUUGUAAAAAAAAAAAGAACCCCAACUAUAAGAUGUGGUUGAAACUUUUUUUUUUUUAAUUUUAUUUGACUAUUUCAUUCCUUCCUAAUGUUUUUAUGGCAACCUUCCCAGACCUAUAACUUUUAUAACACUAACAAUAUAGAAGUAAAACACAGUUCCAGCGGCCCUGUGUACGCCAAAAAAGGGUUUCAGUUUAAUGUUAAAAAAUGCAAAGAAUGAUUUAAAACCUUCUACCGGCUGCAGCAGAACGAGAUCACCUAUGUGACUCUGACAGAUCGAGUAGCCCCGAUCUGCAUUCAUACCAUUGUUUGACAUUUAUGGUAGGCUGUUUGACGACAUGUGCCAAAAGGACUGAAGCACUUAGCAGACAUCGCAGACGCUCAAAACAAAACUCAGUGACAAUAUUUGUAGUUUCCACUGUGCUGUUGCAUUGUUGAACUUAAACUUCAGACAAACUUUGACUCUCUUAUGGAAGCUAUUUUCCACGUGGCAAAUCAAAAGAGCCCAGCGCAGACAGGCCACUAUUGUCAGUGUACAUAUUUCUUUUUAUGAAACAUAACUUUUAAUGGAAGCUACAGCCAAAUAAUGAAUUCUGCCUCUGGCAAACCAAAAGCUGAUGAUUAGGUCAACCAAAUGCAAAUGCGGCUGCAGUAUGACAGGCAUCUUUUAUAUGUGUAAACGUGUAUUUGUUGAGAUGAUGUGAUGUGUCCACAUAGUGCACCUGCCCAUCUACAUGUCUGAACUGCUUUCCCACAGUGUAGCAGAAUAAAGUACAAGGGAGUGAUUUGACACUUUCAAGAGUCUUUAUUACAAGCAGCUGCUUCAGAUUUAUUUCCCCCAAACUGCACUUUUCUGGAAAAAUCAUUCUAUUGUGAUUUUUUAUUACUCUUAAGAUCCCCUAGAAGUCCCCCAAUUGCCUUUCCUUUGGCACUUAGCUUCUUUCGUUUUCCUCAUCUUCCUCCCUUCAGUGCAGCGCUUGGCCACACUAGUUCACUUGCCCUUGUUACCUCUAAGUACAGCUUCCCUCCUCACCUCUCUUUGUCCUUCUCUCUUCUUACACUCAACACAAACCGCUGACCCACAGCGCCACACCGCCUCCCCCUCUCCCAUGAUCCACUUACUUCCAGCUGUUUUUCAUGCUGAAGAAGACAGUUGUCUAAAUGUUUAUAUGAAGAGCUACUUUCUUUUUCUUUAAGCCCUGAUCAAUUUCCAAAAUGAACUUUGUGGCAUGUGUUAAAAUACAGCAGAUGAUGGGCCAAAUAAAAAUGUCUGACAUCGUUAUUCUAUUGUGAUCCUCAAGCCAAGAAAGGGCUUACAAAGGGAGAUUAAAGACAGCAUAUCGUUGUAGAGGAAAUGCAGAAUAAUGUGAGGGGAAAUGUUCAGGGGAAAAUAUGCUCAGAAAGAUGCCAGUAAAGUAAACAUGUAUGAAAUUGCACAAUUGAGCCGGGGCUCGGCUGCACCAGCCAAGUCAUGCGCUGAGAUGGAGAGAAUAAGUAAGGGAGAAGGGCUGAGAGGAAAAGAACCAGAAACGGGGAGAGAAUAGCUUGUGCUUGAUAGUCUUAACCCUCCGUAAAUAACAGAGGAAAGCUGGUUACUUGGUGUAUUUCUUCACCUUUUUUCCACCUCUUUCUGAGCACCUACUCUAUAUCAUUUCCCUAUUUUAUUAGAUAUGGUUGUGAGGAAACACAGUUUGCUUUCUCAUUGCUGAUUACUGUCAGUCAUUGUCAGUUUUGUAACGUUAAUGUUCACGUUAGCAUCCACUCAAAAAAGCCAUCCUUCUUCUAGACCUAACAAUUAUCAUUCAAUCAGCACAUGACCCACAGUAGGCUCUUUGUAGUUGAAUAAAUGGGACGGGGGCUCCGGCUGCCCGACUGCUCCUGCAUCUGUUUAGCUCAGAUAUCGCACUCUGUUUCUUUCUUUCUACCUUGAACACACACGACAGGCUAAGUAGACUUUGGCUUGAAUCGAGCUGUGUUUUGUUUACAGUGUAAAAACUUCUGCUCCAGGAGUUUAAAUGAAAAGAAAAACAAAGAUCACGGACGAAACAAGUAGGGAUGAAAGUUGGUCAGGGAGAAGAUCUGAUUGUACAUCACACACACAUGCACAUGCAGCUGGAUGGCAGACUGCAGCUCUAGAUUAGGUCAGAUUUAAUUAGGUCACCCGGUUCCUUUUGGAGUGUCGUUUCUUGUAGAAAAAGUCAUUAUUAAAGAAAAAAAAAGCUGAUUCCACUGACAGCUUUCACCCAACACACAUUGAACUUUUGCCAGAAUGUAACAGAGCCUCAGGGUCCUUCCACACACACACACACACACACACACACACACACACACGCACAA